AUGGCCCAAACUGCCCGCCCCGAUAUCGCCAACAAACCUGCCGCGGGCAUCUCAUAUUUCACCCCGGCACAAGUCCCCCCGGCCGGCUCCGCAGCAAAUCCACAGUCCGAUGGGACCCAACCGCCCAAAUUAUUCCAGCCUUGGAAAGUCCGAGGACUGACAUUCCAUAAUCGUAUCGGGCUUUCCCCACUGUGCCAAUACAGCGCCCAGGAUGGCCACAUGACAGAUUGGCACAUGGCACACCUGGGCGGCAUCGCGCAGCGCGGCCCAGGACUGCUCAUGGUCGAAGCAACCGCCGUGCAAGCGGAAGGCCGGAUCACACCAGAGGACCACGGCCUCUGGAAGGACUCUCAGAUCGAGCCUCUCCGCCGCGUCAUUGAAUUCGUGCACAGCCAGAACCAGCUUAUCGGCGUUCAGAUUGCCCAUGCUGGCCGCAAAGCGAGCACCGUGGCCCCGUGGCUCAGUGCGGGGGAUACGGCCACCGAGGCUGUGAACGGCUGGCCGGACAGGGUGAUCGGGCCCAGCAACAUUCCUUUCUCGGACAAGUUCCCGACGCCGAAGGCCGUCAGCAAAGCUGAUAUCGAGCAACUGAAGAAGGAUUGGGUGGCCGCCGUGAAGCGGGCUGUGAAGGCCGGAGCGGAUUUUGUGGAGAUUCACAACGCGCAUGGGUAUCUCCUUUCGAGCUUUUUGUCCCCGGCCACGAACAACCGCACGGAUGAGUAUGGUGGAAGCUUUGAGAAUAGAAUCAGACUGUCUCUUGAGAUCGCACAGUUGACUCGCGAUGCUGUGCCCAAGGAUAUGCCUGUGUUCCUUCGUGUGUCGGCCACGGAUUGGCUUGAGGAGGUUCUUCCUAACGAGCCAAGUUGGCGUAGUGAGGAUACCGUGCGUUUUGCAAAGGCCCUUGCGGAUAGUGGGAAUGUGGAUGUGCUGGAUAUCAGCAGUGGUGGUAACCAUAACCGUCAACACAUUCAUGCCAAGCCUGCUUUCCAGGCUCCAUUCGCGGUUGCGGUGAAGAAAGCUGUUGGGGACAAGCUCAAGGUUGGCAGUGUUGGUAUGAUUGAAUCCGCACAUCUUGCCAAUGACCUGGUGGAAAAGCAAGGACUCGACUUUGUCCUGGUAGGUCGCGGAUUCCAAAAGAAUCCAGGUUUGGUAUGGACGUGGGCUGAAGAGCUCGAUGUGGAAAUUUCGAUGGCGAACCAGAUUCGUUGGGGUUUCGCAAGCCGGGGUGGAGGUCCCUACUUGAAGAAGAGGUCCGGGAAGAUGUAA
Molecule: messenger RNA, 1266 nt
Organism: Penicillium chermesinum
Lineage: Eukaryota; Fungi; Ascomycota; Eurotiomycetes; Eurotiales; Aspergillaceae
Product: NADH:flavin oxidoreductase/NADH oxidase
Exons: 2
Coding region: 1-1266 (421 amino acids)
Cellular component (GO): intracellular anatomical structure
Molecular function (GO): FMN binding; NADP binding; NADPH dehydrogenase activity
Source: RefSeq, a predicted model, not a curated record